GUCACGACUUAUUACUAAGGUUUAUUUCAAGUCUUGUUGUCGAAUGUAGACCAUAAACCGUAUAGCGUUCAUUCUGAAACUGUCCGAGUUGAAGUCAUGUCCGCAACAGGGGUCAAGGCCGGAGGGUGUUCUGUCAUUGUUAAGAUUUCCAUAGUAACAGUUUCCGUGGUAACCGUUGGCGUCAUCGUCGCAAUAGCAGUUCCACUGGCUCUUCGGAACAACGAAGCCGUCGCACAAACAGCUGAAACCAAUGUGACAACAACCCCGCCUCUAAGAGUCGACGUUACCGGAACAACCACAGAUCCGCAAGUAACCACUACUGGCAAUACGAAGGGCGAUAACUCUAGCGGCACGACAGCAGAUACCGCUAAUUAUUCCGGAACAACAACCGUUGAGGUUACAGGAGAAACAACCGCUGAGGGAAACGAUUUGCAAACAACAAAUGGAGACAACUCUACAACAAAUGAUCCAACAAAUGUUGAUAGCACCGAUACCAUAUCAGAUGCUCCAACAACUGAAGGCGGUUAUAGUGAAAGUACGACGAAGGGAGAUAUUUCCCAAACAGCUACCACCAAUGACUUUACCGAGAACCUCACCAGCACAACGCCAGCUGUAACAACCACAACUACGCCGCUACCGACCACAACCCCGUAUUUUGAAUGUACCAAUGGUUUCAACAGGACCGUCAUUCUGAUGAAAGCCAACGUCGACGCCAACGACUACCUUUUCUUCCGCGGAGGGCUCUCGGGAAGCGUCGUUAACGCUCAUACAAGCUUCACAGGCCGAUGUCUCAGCGUGGUCGGAAACACCAACCCGUGUAGCGUCUCCAUUCAACACAGAACCUUUGUCUCAUCCGGUGGCUUUAACGCAUAUAACGCAUGGGCAGUGGGUGAUAACUACCUCGACUGGUACGGGUUCGAAUCCACACAGGGCGAGUACAAACAAGCUCCGAAAGCUGUGGCGGAAGGGUCCCCGGCUGUUCUCACAACCAGUGACGACACGAAGCCUAACUACCUCUCUUACAACACGUUCGGCGAAGGCUACUGGGCCAUGGAUGUGUGUAUGGACUGUACUGGUACUAUCCAGGGUUGGUUUGAGGUAAUAGGCUACACCAACGCAACACUUCUGGAGAGUCGGACUUUCACCAUAGCCCAACCCACAACCUGUAGUGGCACAGCGGCCGAAGCGACCGACGUAAGGCCAUUCAGCAGCGUGUACCACGUAGGCCACUGCGGGCGGGUCAACGUGUUUGAAUUUGGAAACAACAACUGUACUAUCAACCAAUUCAACCCUCCCGACUCCAACAACAACGCCAACCAAUCACAAGCUACACCAUCAACAUCGACUACGCCAAGCUCGACUACGCCGGUAUGCCCGUCCGGUAUGAGUAGGACUGUCGUGUUGAUCCAGUACAACUCUACAGACCCGGAAGUGUUCAUAUCGGGAGGGGUUCCCGCCAACUACACUACAGCUGUACCUUCUACAAUCGAGAUAAGCCACCGCGAGUUAGGUACUGGACGCUACUUCGACGCCUACAACGCCUGGGCUGUAGGCGACGACUUCCUCGACUACGAUGGAGGGGAAGUUGGCCAGGGCCAGUACAACAACGUCUCGGCGGCUGGGUCGCCGACGGUGAGGACAAGUAAAGACAUCGCCAGCCCGCAAUACUACCUCUACAACACCCUCGGUGACGACGUGUACUCCAUGGAGGUGUGCAUGAACUGCAGCCAGACCUACAACGGCUGGUUCGAGGUGUACCUGACCUGGGUGGGCGGACGUGAGCCCCAGUUGAACCAGGACGGCUUGUGUUCCGGCAACGCUGACGUCAACGAAAGAACCAGGAACAUCACUGGGACGUUCCACAUUGCCUUUUGUGGGAAACUGAAUGAAUUUUACACCAAUAGCUCUGCCUGCUCUAUCAGUAACUUCUAAAUGUGGAAUACGCAUUCUUACAUCCGUCCGGAUAAACAAUUUUUCGGAAUUAAGAAUUUUCGGAUGAAGAAAUUAUAAAGACGUUGUGCUUUUUAUGACUUUUCACAGCGAAACAAUUUGCUCAGUUAACUCAAUUUUUUGUGGAUAUACCUCUAUGUAAUCAUGUUAUGUCCACAACAACAAAAUUCACUAUUACGCAAUUCCUACUAUGUGAGGCUCAGAAUAUCAGUCAACCCUCGUACAUGGCAUAUGUAUAUUAUAUAUUUUAAUUACGGGCACGUGUCUUUCGCGUCAACACUGACACACCAGUCAGUGGGUUAUCGUCAUAGUAACGGCACAUUUGUCUGUCAUCAAUUGUCUCAAUACAUCUUCCCUCUUCAGCGGAUGAGUGAGUAUGGUUUUACGGCGCAUCAAGCAAUAUUCCAGCAUUGAAUGUUUGUUGUUUUAACG
Molecule: messenger RNA, 2382 nt
Organism: Haliotis rufescens (red abalone)
Lineage: Eukaryota; Metazoa; Mollusca; Gastropoda; Lepetellida; Haliotidae
Product: flocculation protein FLO11-like
Exons: 10
Coding region: 97-1932 (611 amino acids)
Source: RefSeq, a predicted model, not a curated record